UAGAGUAAAAUCGUGUGUUUUGUAGACACACUGAAAUUUACUUAAAUAACAAACUAUUGGUUUGAAUUUUAUAAUAUUCAAUAUCAGUAUAGUCUCAUUGUCAAUUUGAACACUGUUUAAGUGAUAUCUAUACAAAACUAACAUUGAGCUGUGUAAUUAAGUAACUACACUUUUCGUUGAUUAACUACAUAUACUCACUAUUAAUAAAGCUGCCAAUUAUGAUAGGAAUUAACAAUUAUAAACUAGAAUAAACUAGCAUCACCUACAAUAAACUAUUAUUAGAAAGCUUUAAGAUAUGGAGGAUAGUAGUGUUAGGAAAUCAGUAAAACAAAAAUAUCCUUGUUUUAUUGAAAGAGUUAGGUCAUUUUGGGGAAUGAUUAGGCUAUUUGAUUAUGAAUUUCCAACCACUUCUAGCCAAAGAGAUGAUAACAACACUGUUUUGGAAGAAUUAUCUUGGAUUAAUAAUGAAAUUCAAGAGACCUACGAGGAAGUGGAAGAAAAACUAACUACUUUAGAUACUGUGUAUAACAGAUCAACAAGAGGAUUCACACUAGAAAAAGGAGAAUUCUGUAAGACAUUCGACGCUAAUGAAGGCUACCUGUUCAAAGAUGUGGUUAAAUCUGGCGAACCAUUUAUAACGUUGCAUAGUUCUGAAGAUAAUAACUUCGCAAAAAACGUUUCAAUUUAUAAUAAAGAUGAAAAGUUUCUAGUUAUCAUUAUUUCAGAAAAUAAUGAUCUUAAGUUCAAUGAAAUAGUAGAUGAAGAUGAAGAUAGUAGUGAUGAAGAUAGUAGUGAUGAAGAUGAGGAUGAGGAUGAAAAUGAAGAAAUUUUUGAAAUAGUAAGGGUAGUAAAUAGAUUCAUUGAAGAUUAUGAUAGUUAUCAUCGUGAUAGUGAGGAUUCAACCGUAUGCUCAACUCCCGAACCUGAAGUUCAUGAAUAUCUUGAAAUAGCCCGACUUGUGGUUGUAGAAACAGAGGUUGAAAGAAAGGAAAAGAUCGCUGUGGAUAUUACAGAUCAAAUUUUUGAUAUGAGGGAUUUACAGAUAAUAAAAUUAGAUGGGCAAAGUGCAUCUAAAGAUGAAUUAAUAGUUCGUUCGGACGGUCCAUAUGUCAUGAUCUACUUUCUUUUUUUAAUAAAAGAGCUGAUUUAUAAGUCUCAAACGCUUUGGAAAUUUGAUAAGGAAAAAUAUUUCAGACACCCAUUCUUCCUAUCAUUUCAUAUAUUGGAGAGAAUUUUGUACAUCUCCGAGGUUCAAAAUUGUUGUAAUCAUAAAUAUUUCCAAAUGAUUAGUUCGGAAAGUGGAUUGAGGAUAUCUGAAAUUAGGAAAUUCACAGAAAAGGGUGAUGAAAAAUUCAGUCGUAGGUUAAAAAUAGUCAAAAAUAUUUUGUUUAAGUAUGGAGCUGAGGGAAAUUUAUUCCCAACUAAUAAACCUCGGUGUCGUUUUUCUAUUAUCAGAAGGUUCAUCAACUGGUUAUCCAGAAGUAAAGAAGUUCGUACUUCGAAAGAAUUAACUUGUGUCAGGCCCCGGAAAGUUGAACAUGAAAUGUUGAAACUUUUUAAUAUAUUCAUAGAUUAUAGUUUAAUCAAAUUGGAUAUAAAUUCUAAUGAUAAGGGAGAAGGAUAUGAUAUUCAUCUUGCUAAAGACUACAAAACGUACACAGCCCAGCCAGGAUACGGAUUCUCGGUAGUAGAGAGAAUGGAUGAAGACUUUGAACUCAUAUGGUCAACCGCAUAUCCUGAUAAAAGUGUCACAUAUCUUUCAAUCUACGAAACCAAAGAAGAAUCGCUUGCAACAACGCUACUUAAAGAUUCAACUCUAAGAUAUCUUUACAAACCAAGACAAUACCUGAAACCCAUAUCGGGAAUGGAAAAAAUAGUAGACAACGAUACUAGAUGGUUUGACGUUGCACAUGAAACUUUUGAUGUGAAAAGGUUAAAAGGAGUAAAGUCGGAUGACAAAAAGUUGUCUUAUGAUGAAUUUGAAGUAUUCGCUGUAAAAUGUUAUACAGUCAUUUUUUUGGGAUGUAACCUAAGGGCGAUUUUGUAUGACGAUGAAUUUCUUUGGCAACUAGAGGAGAAUCCAAAAUAUGGAAACUCUGUGUUUUUGAUUUAUAAUCCUAUUUACGGUACAUCAGCUGUUUAUCACCAUUACAUUAAGUUGGAUUCUUACAAGUCGAUAAAAUUUAGAUCGCCAACCCAGUUGUUCGAGGAAAAAGAAGGAAAUAUGCAGUAUUUAAGGAAAAACAUGAUUCGCAAGUAUUUACUCAAACAUUUCAAUGAAUAUAACAACCGUCGCUGUGGAUUGUGUAAUCACGUGCUCAGUUAAAACUCCCUAUCUCAACACCUCAGACUUCUAUUCAUAAGUUCACUUACUUCUCAUCAUCUUACUAUUUCAUCUAUCAACACCUCAGACUUCUAUUCAUAAGUUCACUUACUUCUCAUCAUCUUACUAUUUCAUCU
Theileria parva strain Muguga is the source of this 2460-nucleotide messenger RNA. RefSeq lists its product as uncharacterized. Bases 296 to 2326 code for a protein of 676 amino acids. The record is from RefSeq and is a predicted model, not a curated record. NCBI's taxonomy places the organism in Eukaryota, Apicomplexa, Aconoidasida, Piroplasmida, Theileriidae. The transcript has a single exon.